Messenger RNA from Clarias gariepinus (North African catfish), 2058 nucleotides. It is a transcript of the gene prkab2, whose product is annotated as protein kinase, AMP-activated, beta 2 non-catalytic subunit. Gene Ontology annotation, molecular function: protein kinase binding. Gene Ontology annotation, cellular component: nucleus; cytoplasm; nucleotide-activated protein kinase complex. The transcript has 8 exons. The record is from RefSeq and is a predicted model, not a curated record. The coding region runs from base 114 to 914 and encodes 266 amino acids. Lineage: Eukaryota; Metazoa; Chordata; Actinopteri; Siluriformes; Clariidae. Gene Ontology annotation, biological process: signal transduction.
CUCGCCGUAGUUAUCGAGUGACAGCCAAGUAUGUUGUGAAAGUUGGAGCAGAAAGUCGAGACAUAAAUUCCGCUUUGGUUGUUUCAGGAGGAGGCAUCCCUCUGUGUUAAAAUAUGGGCAAUACCAGUGACCGUGUAGCCUCAGAUCGCCAUGGAGCGAAAGCCCAUCGUGCAGAUGGUGGGGCCCAUAAAGACCUUGAACCCAGCAAGAUGGUGGACAGCACAGAUGAUCCUAACAUCUUUAACACACACGGCCCUGAAGCCAAGGCCCCGGCGGAGAAGGAUUUGCCUCCCGAUUUGAAUGAUUUGGUGAAGACGGUUACACAGGAGCGUCCGACUGUAAUCCGCUGGGCAGGAGGAGGCAAAGACGUCUACAUCUCUGGCUCCUUCGACAACUGGAACACUAAGAUCCCACUUAAUAAAAGCCAUAAUGACUUUGUUGCAAUCCUGGACUUGCCUGAAGGGGAGCAUCAGUACAAGUUCUUUGUUGACGGCCAGUGGCUUCAUGACCCUUCAAAGCCGGUUGUAACCAGUCAGAUGGGAACCAUUAACAACCUGAUUGAGGUGAAGAAAUCUGACUUUGAGGUGUUUGACGCGCUGCAAGUGGACUCGCUCGAGUGCUCCGACACGUCUGAUCUGUCCAGCUCACCUCCUGGUCCUUACGGACAAGAAAUGUACAUGUUCCGCCCAGAGGAGCGCUUCAAGGCCCCGCCCAUCCUUCCUCCUCAUCUCCUUCAAGUCAUCCUUAAUAAAGACACAAACGUUUCAUGUGAUCCUGCUCUGCUGCCUGAACCCAACCACGUCAUGCUUAACCAUCUUUAUGCACUCUCAAUAAAGGAUGGUGUAAUGGUCCUCAGUGCAACUCACAGGUAUAAGAAGAAGUACGUCACCUCUCUGCUGUAUAAACCCAUUUGAGAGGUGACGUCUCUGCUCAAUCUGGCUGAUCUUGUACUAUACCCCCAGUUUGUAGUGGUCCAGAUGGCCACUGUCUCACUCUCGCACGUGUGUGGGUGUAUGUCUGUCCAGCAUUAUAUGAUCAGGACUACUGAACUGUACUUCAGAUCUAGUGAUUGUAAUCAUGAGCUUUUUAAAAUAUAUAUAUAUUUUUCAGCUCCCCAAAGCUGAGGCAGGUGGUAAAAUAGGUUUUGAUGUUUUAAAGAGACCCAAAGUGGAUUUGGAUAUGUUUUUAAAUUGGCAUUACGUUAACCGAUGUUGAUUUAUGAAUGAACAUUGUGUUGUUUUACAGUUUCUAGUAUUUUAUUUAUUUAACUCGUGAUAAUCGCAUGGCUAAGUGUCUGCUUGCAGGAUAUAAAAAAGGGCUGUGGGGAUGUACUUAUAUUAAGUCAGAGGAUCGAGACAGAACAGGUUGAAUCAGGAACAUUGACAGUCACUGAUAUUAUAUGAAUUUUAAUAAGGAAGGCUGGAAUGAUUUUGUGUGUGUGGUGAGCACAUGCAUGCUGUUGCCUUUUACUGCGACUGCGUAAGCACUUUAACCAUGUAUUCACUGUGACGGGUUCAGACGGAAAGCUUUUUUCAGUUUAGCUAUGCAGUUGACAAAUCCCGUACUGUAGGCUCCAGCUGAACACGCACAACACGCUUUUCAAAACGUUAGCCGAGUGAAAUAUUUUUAUGUAUCAGCAUGGAUUGUAUUAGUAAUUCUUGCCAUUGUACGUAUUACAAAUGCUGGAUUAAUGUAUUUGUAGCGAGAUGAUCCAUGUGAUCCCGAGGUCUUCUUUGUGGUUUUUCAGUAAAGGUCAAAGGUUUGUUUUUCAACGGUUUUUAUAUGACUUUGUUUGGAGUGUAUUGAAAUACUGUUUAACUUAUUCCCUUCAAAGAUGCAGUGGAAUGCUGUAGUGUGUAUAGACAGUGGAUUACAAAAUGGGGGGAAAAAAAAGUUCUGAUAGUUUGUAAGGUGUGCUGUUUUGAAAAUAUAAUUUAAACACUUGAAAUUAGCUUGGAAUCCUUGUUUGUGAAGCAAGUGUAAAAUAGUUUGUUAAACCAUGCUGUUUUUAAGUUUGUUGUCAUUUAUGUUUAAAUAAAAAUCUAAAUUGGAACAAUC